UGCGGAAUUUAUAUCGAUGACUUUGAGCUAGGCAUUUCAAACUGGUAUAUGUUUCAUGAAGGGCAAUUAUAUAAUGAGGAAACAAUUUAACAUUAAAAGCAUAUCACAGGAUGUGAUUAAAUUCUUUAAUGCGUUACUAAAACUAACUAAUGUGUAUGAAAUGGUUGACCCUUUAAACUAAAAUGAAAUUAAAAAAUAAUUAAGUGUUACUUAUACAUGCACCUGGUUUGUUAGUGAAACAUAAAGGCGACAAAUAUUAGCUGCAUAUAAUAUUUAAUAAUGCUGCAUAAUAAGUUUUAUCAUAUACAAUGAAAAAACAGCUGUUAAAAAUCGUCCAAUUUAUUGUUGCACAUAAUAACUGAUAGUUCACAAAAAUAAUGCGAGAUGUGACACCACAUCUGCACGCAGAAAAUAUACAAGUAUUUUUUUUAAUGUACGAUGACUUUACAAAAAGUUAUAAUGUCCAUAUAUUAUUUCCAUAUAUAGAUAUAAGUUUCAGUUCUGCUUGUUCUGUUUUACAUAACCACAUUCUUUACGAAGAUUUAUAUAUUUGUAUAUCCUGAGUACUUAUUCUUGAUCUAAAUAUGUACAAGUUGCAUUCUUUCAAAACCAAAACCUGUUAAUGCCAGAGUACAUUUAUUGUAUAAAUAGUUACGUUCAAUCGAAAAUAUAGGAAAGAAUGCUGUUUGCGUGAAGUGCAGGAAAUUUGUUUCAGGAAGAAAGCCUGUAUAAUCAAGGAAGAAAUGUUUUUGCCAGAUACUUUCUAGCGUGUAAGUUUGUGGUGCGGUAUAAAGUAUUUUUGAUACAUUUAUUGUUGUAAUAGAAUGUAGAGAAAUGUGUCCCGAUUUUAACAUACAUAACUCUUUUUUACUUUACUUCGUUUGUGUAUUGUUAUAUAUACAGUUAUCAGAGCAGAACCCAGUCAGACCAGAUACAAAUGCCAAACAGUGCAAAACAUGGAAUGAAACUUUACACAAAUGUCAAGAAUGCAAUUUGGGCUUCGUUGGUAACAAUUGUGAAAUAUCUUGCCGUUACCCUGGCUAUGGUAACAACUGUCAAAGUGAAUGCAACUGUCAUAAAAAUUACUGUAACCCAGCUACUGGAUGUAAAAGUGGUUCACCGACACUUUCAUCACCAAAGAGGUUGAUGACCUCUGUAGAAACAAGUUCUGUCGAAUUCUCUACAGCAAAUAAAAUAGAAUGCCCAGCGGGUUAUUUCGGAAAGGGGUGUAAUAUUCCCUGUAGAUAUCCAAAUUAUGGUUAUCUGUGUCAGUUAAAGUGUAACUGUAACAAAGAACGCUGCAAUAUUGCAAAAGGGUGUGCUGAGUGCUCGGAGGGAUACAAUAGGAGUGGAUGUGAAAAACAUUGUCAGUAUCCAGCCUUUGGCGGUCGUUGCCAAAGAAAAUGCAACUGCAGUAAAGAAUACUGCGAUCCCUUAAUGGGUUGUAAUGUGUCCAUUCCGCCUUGUGCCUCUGAUGAACGUACGCAAACUGAAGCCUUGAUUUACAUUACCAUAGUUCUUGGAGUAUGGGCAGCUGUACAAUGUGUGAUAUAUUUCUGUCUUUCAUGUGGUUUGGUAUCGUGUGAUUUUAAUACAAAAUAUAAUGUAUUUGAAUAAAAUGAUAUUAAAAAAUUUUUACAUGGACAUAAAAGUUAAAUAAAUAAUAUGUUGAUAUAAAAUGGAGUUAAUCAAUAUUUCAAAUCGAAUAUUCAAAAGAUUUUAAGGUAUUUUCAUCACUGAUUUGUCAAAUACGUUUUUUUUCCUAAGUAUAAUCGAUAUCAUAAACCUUCUUAAUGUAAAACUGUUAAAAUUAAUGGUAUGAUACAUGGCAUAUGCAUUAUUUGUAUCCGAUUCGGCUAUUUAUUGAUAACAGAAAUGAAUAUAAAUAUGUUGGAAUAAACGUGCAAAUCAAGUCAGAGUUCUUUCAGCUUGUCUUAGUUUUUCACUGGUAUGAAACGAGAUAUUAUCAUCAAAGAUGGCCCGAUGAAAAAAAAUUCAACCGUAACGAGUGUGUUAUGAUUAAUCUCUCUCUCUCUCUCUCUCUCUCUCUCUCUCUCUCUCUCUCUCUCUCUCUCUCUCUCUCUCUCUCUCUCUCUGCUAAUAAGUUUACUGUUUUUAUUUCAAAAAAUCUUUUUAUUGAUUUUCAUCAAAGUUGAUAUAAAUAAGAAGCGUUGCCCUGUUUUUAUUUGACAAGUUGUUUAAUCAUUUUGUUUCUUAAAAAAUUUAGAACAGUGAACAAAAAUGCAAACUUUUACUAUGCAGCAUAGGAUUGAAGAUGUUAAGUGUAUAUGAAAAUAAUAGUUACAUACAUGUACAUAGUCAAUUCAUAAUUAAAACAUGUUAAUGUGGUGCUUUUUAGCAUUUCGUAGUACUUUGUUGUUAUGAAAUAUAUGAUUUAUGUCAAAUUUGGCACCAUAGUUCGCCAUAUUGUAUGUGUUUCAGAGACAUUAAAUUGUUCUUUCAUUUUUAAGAAAAGUUUGUUGGUAUUAAAGAUAUUUUUGUUCCAUUUUUUUAAUUCAAUUGCACUCUCUGGCAGUUUAUGACGUCAGAAGAGGCGUUAUUUUUAUCAUUUAAUCAAAAUCAGUCAUUAAUUGACCUUUUCUAAUCUUUUUUCAAAUGGAAAAUAUUGAGCGACACUUUAAACAAGAACGAAUUUUUUGUCACUUAAAAGUACUGGAUAAGUAUAUCUUUGCGGAAAAUAUUUCGUUUGUUCAAGCAAUUGCUCAAUGUUUCCUAAAAGAAAAACUGCUUCAAAACUAGCUGUUUUAUGCUUAAAAUGCGAAAAUGGCGAGGAAAGGUAAAAUUUAUGAUGUCAUAUUUUUAUA
Magallana angulata is the source of this 2825-nucleotide messenger RNA. Its product is annotated as scavenger receptor class F member 1-like. Bases 835 to 1617 code for a protein of 260 amino acids. Gene Ontology annotation, molecular function: scavenger receptor activity. The record is from RefSeq and is a predicted model, not a curated record. NCBI's taxonomy places the organism in Eukaryota, Metazoa, Mollusca, Bivalvia, Ostreida, Ostreidae. The transcript is spliced from 7 exons.